GAUGAACCGGGUUACCUAGAAUCACCGGUUUUGGCAUCGUAAUUAGGAACAAACUUCUCUCUCUCUCUCUCUGUUCUCUCUCUAAUCUCCAUUUUUGCUACUUGGAAUCUCUCCUAAAAAAAACCCUUUUUUCUAAGAUUUCUCUUUCAAUCGCCUUCUUUUUUGGGUGUCACAACUAGAGAAAGGCAAAAGGAUAGCAAUCAUCAUCGUCGUCGUCGCCUGUGAGAAUUUUCAUCUAUUUUUGGGGUUACAUUUAAUUCGAUCUUAUCCGAGAUUGUGAUAAAAUUGUUGGGUUCUUUAGUUUCUUUAUAUCAGAUUUGUGAACUUUUUGUUUUUCUGCCGAUUUAUCUGAUUAAGUUCCUGAUUUAGGUCAAAUGUUUAAUAUCUGAUCUGGGUUAUAUUCUUUGGAAUUGUUUAGGGUUUUAUAGUUUUGUUUUCUUGUUAACAAUUACUACAUCACAAUAACUAGCUGAGGGAUUGGAUCAUUUUGGAUAGUCUGACAUGUGAAUUAAUUCAGUUUCGGUAUUGCUGGAGAUUUGUGAAUUAAUGGUUUCGGAAGAUUGAAGUAAGAGUUGCUUGGUAUUUAUACUUUCCAUAGACAGUUUGAUAUUUGAAGAAUUGCAUCCGGCAAGGCUUAGGGUUUUGGUGUAGAUUUUGGCAUAUUUUAUGAUUUUUAGUUUGUCUCAUUUGGGCCAUUUGGGGUCGACUACUGAUAUCUGGAACUGGGUUUGUGGACAAUAUUCAAGUUUAUGACUUUGAACAGUGAUUUGGAAUUACAGGAGUAUUUGUAUAGAAGUUGUUUGGGUUUAAAGAUUCUUUUAGAGGCUCGGAGUUGUUAUCUGUAGGAAUAUGGCUGCGGGUACUGAUUUCUCGCGUCCAUUUACCGUAUUAGAAGGCAAUUAUAGUAAAGACAGUGUACCUGCCGGGGAAGAUGAAAUCUCAGAAUAUUCAGAUCAUUUGAAGCAAACGAUAAAAGAAAAACCUCCACAGCAUCUAUCAGUUGAUACGGUAGCUGCUACAGAAGCGGCUGCCACUAAUUUGGAUUUUGAUUUCGGGGAUGUUGGCAUUGAGUCACUGUCAGAUGGAAGAUCAGUUUUUUGCCCCGUGUUUCGAUCAGGAAGCUGCGCUGAGAAAGGACCCAAGGAGUACAUGGAGGAUGAACAUAUAUGUGUAGAUAAUCUUCAUGAAUAUUUAGGUGCAACUGCAGAUUUCCCUUCCCCAGGAGCUUUCUAUGGUGUGUUUGAUGGCCAUGGAGGAACAGAUGCAGCAUCGUUUGUUAGAAAGAACAUCCUUAAGUUCAUAGUUGAGGAUUCCCAAUUUCCUGUCUGUGCAGAGAAAGCAAUUAAAAAUGCUUUUGUCAAGGCUGAUCAUGCAUUUGCAGAUGAUAGUUCUCUUGACAUCUCGUCUGGCACCACUGCUCUGACUGCUCUCAUUUUUGGAAGUACAAUGCUAAUUGCCAAUGCUGGCGAUUGCCGAGCUGUUCUGGGGAAACGAGGUAGAGCAAUUGAGUUAUCAAAAGAUCACAAACCCAAUUGCACAUCUGAAAGUCUAAGAAUAGAAAAACUUGGUGGAGUUGUAUAUGAUGGCUACCUGAAUGGCCAAUUAUCUGUGUCACGUGCACUGGGAGACUGGCACAUGAAGGGCCCCAAAGGUUCAGCUUGCCCCUUAAGUGCAGAGCCAGAGUUACAGGAGACGCUAUUGACUGAGGAAGAUGAGUUUCUAAUAAUGGGCUGUGAUGGCCUCUGGGAUGUACUGAGCAGCCAAAGUGCAGUGACAAUGGCAAGAAGAGAACUGAUGAUGCACAACGACCCCGAGAGAUGCGCGAGGGAACUGGUUAGGGAAGCACUCAAGCGCCAAACCCAUGAUAAUCUGACCGUUAUUGUGGUUUGUUUCUCCCCAGAUCCUCCCACUCGUAUAGAGACACCUCGAUGUCGAGCUAGGAAUGUAUCUGCUGAAGGGCUCAAUUUUCUCAAGGGUGUAUUAGACAGUAACUCAUGAGAGAGCAGAUUGUUGGGAGUUUGAUAUUUGAAUUUCAUUCUUGUACAUUUAAGGUCAGUCGUGUUGUACCCUGUAUCAGUUAGAAGAUUUCAUUAUCUAAUUUUCUAGCUAGGUAGACUUUUCCUCCCAUCAUCUCUCUUUCUUUAUUUUAUUGUACUUUUUUUUAUUUUAUUUUAUUGUUUUAUUGUUUUGUUUUGUA
This is a messenger RNA of Camellia sinensis, 2197 nucleotides long. Its product is annotated as putative protein phosphatase 2C 27. Gene Ontology annotation, biological process: protein dephosphorylation. NCBI's taxonomy places the organism in Eukaryota, Viridiplantae, Streptophyta, Magnoliopsida, Ericales, Theaceae. The record is from RefSeq and is a predicted model, not a curated record. Gene Ontology annotation, molecular function: cation binding; protein serine/threonine phosphatase activity.